AUGAGGACGGCGGCGGCGGCGGCCUCGCCCUCCCGCGAGGAACUCGUCUACACUGCUCAGCUUUCGGAGAAGACCCACCGCUACGCAGUCAUCCACCUGCAGAUUUCAUUUCCUUUCUUGGCAUCAUCAUCUCUGCUCUGCUCUGAUGGAGCCCUCCAGAUCAGAGAAGCGCGGAUUGGACUUCCUGCCUGCCUGCAUAUUAUCAGCCAGCCGUUUGUUUCUAUUGUUUACACAGAUAUGUUAGAGGCGAUGAUCAGUAUCGCAAAGCUGGACACGGAGCUCACAGAGGUGGAGAGGGGCCUCUUCUGCAUGGUCUACCACAGCGUCAUUGAUGAAAAGUUCCUGGAGUGGCAUGCCCUCUCGUCCUUUCAGCUCAAGCAGGGGAAGAAGGGUAACUGGAAGGCUGAGAAGGCAGCAACAGAGUUCCGCCUCAAGGUGGAGGCUGAGGUAGAUGCAAGCUGCUAUCAUGUGAUCAACAUCAUCGACAAGCAUCUUCUUCCAUCUUCCUCUACUGCUGCUCAGAGCUUUGGUCUUCUGCCACAAAAUGGAAUUUGCUAUGGCACUCUUAGGGGCGAAAGGAAGGAAGCAUCUGACCUAUCAUUGAAAGCAUACAAGAUUGCUUCGGACAUCGCAGAGGCAAACCUUUGUCCAACAAACCCCUUCCGGUUGGCUCUAUCCCUAGACAUUUCUGAGUUUUAUUAUGAGGUCACACGUUCAACUGAGAGGGCUUGCCGAGUUGCAGCAGAUGCUCUCAAUGAAGCUGAAUGUGUGCUCGACUCACCCGGCAGAGAAUGA
Molecule: messenger RNA, 795 nt
Organism: Phragmites australis (common reed)
Lineage: Eukaryota; Viridiplantae; Streptophyta; Magnoliopsida; Poales; Poaceae
Product: 14-3-3-like protein C
Exons: 6
Coding region: 1-795 (264 amino acids)
Biological process (GO): signal transduction
Cellular component (GO): cytoplasm
Source: RefSeq, a predicted model, not a curated record